Molecule: messenger RNA, 3545 nt
Organism: Leucoraja erinaceus (little skate)
Lineage: Eukaryota; Metazoa; Chordata; Chondrichthyes; Rajiformes; Rajidae
Gene: pomgnt2
Product: protein O-linked mannose N-acetylglucosaminyltransferase 2 (beta 1,4-)
Exons: 3
Coding region: 877-2610 (577 amino acids)
Biological process (GO): protein O-linked glycosylation via mannose
Cellular component (GO): endoplasmic reticulum
Molecular function (GO): protein O-acetylglucosaminyltransferase activity; protein binding
Source: RefSeq, a predicted model, not a curated record
CACUUCAUGUCACUCACCCGACCUCCGCGUGGCCCCCGCUUCUGGUUAGGUCGCACUUGCCGCAUGGAGUCGCUUGGGUCGCGCUUGCGGCAUGGAGUCGCAAGCUCGUGGGACAGGCCCUUUACUUAGCCGGUCACUCAGCAUCUGUGGAGAAAAUGGAUAGGUGACGUUUCAGGUCGGGACCCUGCUUCAGAUGGUUACCAUUCGGUGAAGCUAUGACUGAGGUAUAAAAUAUGGAGCUGUCAUGAGAAGCAUCCCAGGAAACCUGUGAAUCUAUGAGAAAGAUAGGCAGCGAAUGGGUGUGCAGCCAUAUGUCGUUCUAUUCUGAGCUCACUAAUGCAAUCAUCAUUGACACAAAUAGCAUUCAUGACUAAAACUUUUGUUGUACUUGAGAAAGAAACAUUUUGCACUGUUUUAUUCAUUCUGGACACAAUGAGGGUUCUCAGCUCUUUUCAGUGCUAACAUUUGCUGCUUGGCUGUGAAAAAGUUGACCUUGUUUUUAUUCCUACCCUUGUUCUUGUCUCACAGGGAGUUGGAAGAGUACCCAUGUGAUCAACUUUGGGAGGCCAAAAUUAUGGGAAAUCAUUUUAAAAACAAUCGGCAGCUUGAGUAGAAUAAGAGCGAUGCAUAUUUAAAAAGAAAACAUCCAGCACUUCCAGUUUUAAUACUGAUCUAAUUUAAUCAGAAUGACAAUCCCUUCUACCUACAAUCCAAUCUGAAUUCCCACGCCUAUGGCCUACACAUCUAUGGGAUACUUUGCUGUUGAGAGAAAAACUUCCUGGUCUGCACUUCUGCCUUGAGAGGGGCCACGUUGCCAUCUCCGUGCUGUUGUACUCAGCACUCAGCGAGCGCUCCAUUUAUAAAUCAAGCUGCAGAAUGAGCAUCGCAAUCAUUUUCAACGCUCUGCUUGUAUCCAUCCUGGCUGCAGUACUGUGGAAGUAUGUCAAGUUGUGGGAGCAUGCCACUUCACUAGAGGAAGAAUUGUUGCUCUCCCAGCAAACCCAAGAGUUGUCCCAAGUGAAGAUUGACUACCAUGCUGCCCUGCAAGCUCUUACGGAAAAUGGCACUAGAAUGGUUUGCACAGGGAAAAUGCAUACUGAGCGGAUCUGUCGGUUUGAGUCACUCUGCUAUACCACUGAGGCGGAAGAGUUUGUCUUCUUCCAUGGCAAUGCCUCUGUACUGCUGCCAAACCUGGGCUCGCGCCGGUUCCAGCCCGCUCUGUUAGACCUGACUUCAGUCGAAGAUCACACUGCACAAUACUUCAAUUUUGUGGAACUGCCUGUUGCUGCACUUAAGUUCAUGCAUAAGCCAGUCUUUGUGCCGGAUGUUGCACUGAUCAUGAAUCGUUUCAAUCCAGACAACCUCAUGCACAUCUUUCACGAUGAUCUGCUCCCAAUCUACUACACAAUGCAGCAGUUCCCAGACUUGAAUGAAGAUUCUCGAUUGGUCUUCAUGGAAGGGUGGAGUGAAGGGUUGCACUUUGAGCUGUACAAAUUAUUUAGCAACAAACAACCUCUUCUGAAGGAACAAUUGAAAAGUCUUGGAAGUUUGCUUUGCUUUACAAAGUCUUACGUUGGGUUGUCAAAAAUGACAACUUGGUAUCAAUAUGGUUUCAUCCAACCUCAGGGACCAAAAGCAAAUAUUUUAGUAUCUGGAAAUGAAAUUAGGCAAUUCACACAAUCACUUGUGGAAAAGUUAAACAUUACUGCAGGCUCCAGUGGCGAAGAAUAUAUUGUGCUAUUCAGUCGCACAAUCAACAGGUUGAUUUUGAAUGAAGCAGAAUUAAUCCUAGGUCUGGCGCAGGAGUUUCAGAUGAGGACUGUUGCAGUGUCUUUAGAUGAUUAUUCCUUUGGAGAUCUUGUUAGGCUGAUUAGCAGGGCCUCAAUGUUGGUCAGCAUGCAUGGAUCGCAACUGGUGAUGGCACUGUUUCUGCCCCGGGGUGGUGUGGUUGUUGAACUCUUCCCUUAUGGAGUGAACCCAGAACAUUACACACCCUAUAAAACGUUGGCAUCUCUCCCGAGCAUGGACCUUCAGUAUGUUGCCUGGCAGAAUACUAAGGAAGAGAAUACUGUUACCUAUCCCGACAGGCCCUGGGAACAAGGUGGAAUUGCUCACCUUGAAAAGGCUGAGCAAGAACGCAUAAUGAAGAGCAAAGAGGUUCCUCGUCACUUGUGUUGCCGAAAUGCCGAAUGGCUCUUCCGUAUUUAUCAGGACACCCUGGUAGAUAUUCCAUCUAUGAUGACCGCAAUUCAUCAGUCGGUGAUUUCCAAACCACCUCUCGGGAAGCUUAAAGCAAGAAGUAUAAUACAUCCUGGGAAAGUGAGAGAAUCCAUGUGUCAAGCGUCUGUCCAGAGCGCCAGUGAGGCAAAGUUGUCGAUUUCAUGGCAAGUACCUUGGAAUCUGAAGUACCUCAAAGUAAAGGAUGUGAAGUAUGAGGUUUGGAUCCAGGAACAAGGUGAGAACACAUACAUGCCCUACAUCUUGCCUCACCAGAACUACACAUUUGUAGAAAACAUUAAACCAUUUACAACUUAUUUGGUUUGGAUAAGGUGCAUCUUUAAUAAAAACCUCCUCGGUCCAUUUGCAGAGACGCUGACUUGUAACACAUAAGGCAAGAUUGCUGGGUGGGCAAAGAAGAAACAUCCUGUACUUCACUACGUUGUGUGGCUCAAAAGUGUGUAAUUCAAUAUUCUGUUAGCCCUGUAGUUGAAAAAGUGUGAACUGAUCUUAAAUAACGAGUUAUUUUGGGGCUUUAAGCACAGUUGUGAUCUGAUGCAUGAAACGCAGUUCAAAUGACAACUGAUCUGAUUGAAAUGAAAUCCGCUCUGGUUGUGAUGGCUCGCACUAAAGCUUAGUAUUAAGCAUUUUGACUGGCUUUUAGUAAAUGUUGGAAAUGACUAAGGCAUUAGAAGUUUGGUGUUGAUGGUUCAACUGUGAACAUUAAUGGUGCCACUGCAUCUUGUAUUAUGUGAUCCUGUGGAAUUGUGAGUGUUUAAAACCUCAUAAAGAAGCCACUGCUGGAGUUUUGAAAUAAUAUCAGUUACCCUGUUCUUGUGAAUGACAUCUAUGUAUUACGCACCAAUUGAGCAAAGUGGGAAAAUAACAGCUAAAGGUUCAUCAAGAAUCACGAGGCAGAGCUGUUGAGAGUGUUGAGCAUGGUUCAUGUAAUCCAAGACACGGGCAAUAAUGCAUAUGUGCCAGUGUGGAGAUUAUGUAAAGUGAACCUGGUGGUUGUAAUAUUUUGUGCUUUUGUAAAACUUGUUUCGAUCCAACAGCAAUUCUCAUUGUAACAACUUGUUCUCUCCAAUUGCAAACAACUUCAUUCCUGACUGGUGGAAACAAUCAGUGGCCUGUGAAACUGACCCUAAUCCGAACCCACCUUCAGAUGCUAGGAAAGUACCCUCUUCACCCUUUCUGGUCCUAAUCUUCAUAGAUUCAUUGUUCCACAAGAUAGACACAUGUCUGUUACCAUCAGUUUUCCAUUGAACAUUUUAAAAAAAAAAACCUCUUGGUUCUGAAAUUCUGUUAGUGUCUUUAAUAAAAAU